Molecule: messenger RNA, 698 nt
Organism: Ectocarpus sp. CCAP 1310/34
Lineage: Eukaryota; Phaeophyceae; Ectocarpales; Ectocarpaceae
Source: the annotation of a GenBank genome assembly
UCCGGCCACGGCUGCCCACAGGCAGAGUAGAGGACUGGACUGGAUAGGAUGGACGAAAGGGCAGUGGCGGCGCUGGAGAGCUUGUACUCGGGGCCGAUCAAGGCCAGAGAGCUGGUCCGAGCACGAGAGAUAUUCGCGUUUCUGCGGAGCAAUGGACAGGGAACGGUUCUCAGGGAUGUGCCUAUGGUGAACGGCAAGCUGCUUGACCUGGUGGCGCUACUGGAGACUAUCACCAAGCGCGGGGGUGUACGCCGGGUGCAGGACAAGGGCCUAUGGGACGAGGUUACGUCGGAGCUUGGGCUGGAUUCUGGUCAGCAGACCUUGUUCACAAUUUCGGUGCACUACAAAAACUUCCUCUACGGUUUCGAACAGGUGCACUUCCCGUCUCGUAGUAGCGCUGGGCAGCACCAGCAACAGCAACAGCAACAGCAACAACAGCAGCAACAAGAGGAUGUCGUGCCGCCAAUGGGGCGAGAUCAGCACGCCGGCAUGUCGGGCGUAGGCACGCAGCGGUACGAGCAGCACGGGCACUACCAGGGGCAGAUGAGACAGAGGGAGCUGGAACAGCAGGUUGGAGCAGCAGAGCAGGCCACAGCGUCACAUUGAGCAGAUGAGCCAGCACCAGGAGCACCACCAGCGCAAACUGCUGGAGCAGCAACAGCAGCAGCGGUUCGUGAUUCGGCAACAGCAGCAGCAAC